UGAGUUACCAUACAGCAACACAAACCCAUUUCUUCCACGCCAACCAUCUAACGAUCCAACCAUAUCCCGACCAACAACCAGCACAGCCCGAUACAUUCCAAACCACGUCGCAUACGACAUUGUUCUCAGAGCAUAUACCCAAAAGGCCAACUUGAUGAGGGCUACGGCGACAUAAAAAAAUCACAGGACAUUUUGCCAUCCCGCCAGAAACUACAGCUAUUCAAGAUGCCGAGAGCAAUCAGAGGUGUACUCAUCCAGUGCGAACCAGCCAUCAAGUCCAUCAUCGUUCACUUGGAUAGUGUUAACAACGAUAUCAUCAUCGAAGAUCUUGAUGAGCAGACCCUGGUUGUUAAGGAAAACAUGGUGCAACUGCUCAAACAGAAACUCGAGGACCGCCUGAAGGAAACAUACAGGCCCGAGGAACCGCUGGCAGAUAGUGACUAGGAGUUGCCUAGUAAAUAGGAGACGCAUACGUAGUGACUUCAAGUCGCUGAACCCCCCCGAAUUACAUGCAUUUAUUUAUACACCUUCAACACUGCGUAGCAGUUACCAGCCUGCGAUGGACUACUUGAUCCUCUUUAAAGCUUUGAAAAGACGGGCUUCUUCUUCUGCACACUAGCCGAUAACGCGUCCAUCAUAUCUCUUGAUUGCAAAGCAGCCGAGUUCCAGACGGUGGUAUACCGUAAGCCUGUGUCAAAAUUAUCAGUUUAGCCUUUCCUUCACGAUAACGAGCAACGAGGAGGAAGAGAAACCAAGAAAGGAAACGUACUUUCAGAAACCGAAUGGUCCCUUGCGUGGUUCAACAACUCCUUAGUUCCCUGUACAGCAAUCGGGCUCUUCCCAGCAAUCAAGCCCGCCAGCUUGAUCGCCUGAUCCAG
Molecule: messenger RNA, 878 nt
Organism: Neurospora crassa OR74A
Lineage: Eukaryota; Fungi; Ascomycota; Sordariomycetes; Sordariales; Sordariaceae
Product: RNA polymerase II transcription factor B subunit 5
Exons: 3
Coding region: 226-444 (72 amino acids)
Biological process (GO): nucleotide-excision repair, preincision complex assembly; nucleotide-excision repair; transcription initiation at RNA polymerase II promoter
Cellular component (GO): transcription factor TFIIH holo complex; transcription factor TFIIH core complex
Source: RefSeq, a predicted model, not a curated record